Messenger RNA from Cyclocybe aegerita, 906 nucleotides. The record is from the annotation of a GenBank genome assembly. Lineage: Eukaryota; Fungi; Basidiomycota; Agaricomycetes; Agaricales; Hemipholiotaceae.
AUGCCCUACCUUGAAGAAUUCACGUUACAUGACCGAACAUACGAGGAUGAUAUCGUGCACGACGACGAUGGCCCAAUAUCCCUGUUUGAUGGGGAGACGGUUCCGAGGCUUGCCGACCUUUGCUUCUUCGGAUCUGUUGCCUUGCGGUACUCGAGCCCACUCGCAACAAUUACCACCCUCCACAUCGGUUGUCAACUCCCCCGCGUCCCCUUUACAGAGUUCGCCAUUGCGCUCGCGUCGUACCCACACCUCACCUUCCUCGCCAUCUAUGAUGACAUGUUCACUUCGAUUUCCUGGGGGGGUUUCGACCGCACGAUCGAAGUGCCACAACUCGAGUCGCUUUUCAUACUGGGCAAUGUGAUCUCAACGCCCAAACUUCUCGUAUCGCUGUCGGCGCCCAAGCUGCGAGAGCUCAUCAUCGCUCCAUUCAUCGAGGACGAUCUUAUUGAGCUCAAGAAUGUUAUUGAUGUCGGCACCGAGUCCCCUUUUCCACUCUUAUCGUCACUGACCCUCGCCCCUGCGCACUCCGGGGUGUGGGCGCUGCGAAUUGCAUCUACGUGCUUUCCUCAAGUACGCAAGCUCAUCGUCGCGAGCGUUUCCAAGAUAUCUUUAACAUACCUUUGGAUGGAAAAGACUAUGAGCAGGACCCUCUUUUCAGCUCUGACCGAACUCGCCGUGACAGAUAUCGACCUGGAUGUCUUGUCUAUUCUGGGCAAGAUUAGCAGGUCCUAUAUGAGGGCGGGAAUUCCUUGUGUGCAAAAGGCGUAUAUAGACAGCGCUUCGUGGGGUCGGAUGGAGGGUAAAUUGGGUGCUUGUGAUCUCGAGAAGAUCCUUCUCGUUUUGUUGACUAGCCUCAAGCUAAAUACUAUCUUCGCGCUGCAUCUAGCUGAGGACUCAAGAGCGUAA